Neopsephotus bourkii (Bourke's parrot) is the source of this 1061-nucleotide messenger RNA. It is a transcript of the gene MYL4, whose product is annotated as myosin light chain 4. The transcript has 7 exons. Gene Ontology annotation, cellular component: myosin II complex. Gene Ontology annotation, molecular function: calcium ion binding. The record is from RefSeq and is a predicted model, not a curated record. Lineage: Eukaryota; Metazoa; Chordata; Aves; Psittaciformes; Psittacidae. The coding region runs from base 245 to 802 and encodes 185 amino acids.
UGCCCGGUGGCUUGGCCGUGCCGGGAGCUGAUGACAAUGGGCAAUUGUCGAGUUGGGGCCCCUCUCCUUUGAGUUUUCUUCCUUUUAUAGUAAUUAGCAGUUGCUCCGGCAGCUGGCCUGCCCCUGCGGGGUGAGCGCGGGGCUUGUAUAUAAGGGAAGGAGCAGCCUUUGCCUUUCACCCUCGGUUCAGUGGCUUCGCUAGGCAGCAGGACCCGUCCCUGCCCCUUCACACAGCCCCAGAACGAUGCCAAUCAAGAAACCUGACCCCAGGAAGGAAGCGGCCAAAGCAGCUCCGGCCCCGGAGCCCCCCCGAGAGCCUGCCUUUGAUCCCAAGAGCGUGAAGAUUGAGUUCACUGCAGAGCAGAUUGAAGAGUUCAAAGAAGCCUUCAGCCUGUUUGACCGCACGCCCGCCGGGGCCAUGCAGAUCUCCUAUGCCCAGUGUGGGGAUGUCCUACGGGCGCUCGGCCACAACCCCACCAACGCAGAGGUCCUGAAGGUGCUGGGCAAGCCCAAAGCAGAAGAAAUGAACACGAAGCUGCUGGACUUCGAGGCCUUCCUGCCCAUCCUGCAGCACUUCACCCGCACCAAGGAGCAGGGCACCUUCGAGGACUUUGUGGAAGGGCUGCGUGUCUUUGACAAGGAGGGCAAUGGCAUGGUGAUGGGUGCCGAGCUGCGCCAUGUGCUGGUCACACUGGGAGAGAAGAUGACAGAAAGCGAGGUGGAGCAGCUGAUGGCAGGGCAAGAAGAUGCCAACGGCUGUAUCAACUAUGAAGCUUUCGUCAAGCACAUCAUGUCUGGGUGAGAGAAGAAACUCCAGCUCUCAGCAGUGUUGGAACCCACCCGAGCACCACAAGCAGUGAGAUUCCUCCACCCGUGUCCCCUCCACGCUGGAUGUCACACAUCUGCAGAUGUGCCACCACGGAGAGCUGGCCUCCAUGAGCGUGUGCCGAAGCCUCGGUGGACAAUGAGACCUCUGCAGCUUGGGUUUAACCCUUAAGUUAUUCUGUUCAGUCUUUUUUUUCCUGUGACAUUUGGCUCAUUAAAUUGCAUCCUUCUUCCCU